AUGGCCACCUUCCAAAACCUCCAAGUCACCAACAACGACACCUCGGCCAACACGACUUCUCUGUCGUCAUCACCAUACGACAACUUUUUGAAGGAACCAUCAGAAUCACCGCCUCUCAUCAUGUCCAUGUUCGGAGCGUUGAACCGCUUCAUAUCGCGACUAGACGCCGCGCCCCUCAACGAAGAGCAGCAGUCCGCUACGAAUGGCGCAUACGGCUUCCAGGUGCUGAGGAACGCUAACCUAGAUGUCCCUCUGGAGCCGUGGUUCGAUUUCAUCAUUGGAAUCAAUGGAAGAACUAUUGAUAAUCCAGAUCCAAGUCUCUUUGCGACAGAGGUACGGAACAGUGCUGGUGCGACCAUCAGCCUAGGUGUAUUCAGCGCAAAGGGCCAAAAGAUCCGAGAAGUUUAUCUGCAAAUCCCAGCCGAUCAGCCAACUCUAGGGAUCUCCUUGCAGUGGUCUCCAUUGGCCAUCGCGGAGGAUGUCUGGCAUAUCCUAGACGUGGCUCCCAAUUCCCCCGCUGAUGCCGCAGGGUUGCUACCCUAUGGUGACUACGUCAUCGGCAGCCCCGAAGGGCUUGUGCGCGGCGAGUCUGGCUUGGGUGAACUUGUGGAAGACUUCCUAAACAGGCCAUUGAGGCUGUACGUGUAUAACCACGAAUACAACGUGACUCGUCCCGUUACCAUCACGCCGACGCGCAAUUGGGGUGGUGAGGGAGCCUUAGGGUGUGUGUUGGGUUUCGGGGCUUUGCAUCGAAUUCCAGCGGGUUUGGACGAGCCGCCGCCAGCGCCUGGCGAGACCUUCUUCUCCACAGGCGAUGCUAGCGGGGCCACGUCGUUUGAUGAGAAACGCCCUUUGACUGGUUCUGUUGAUUUCCCCGCUGCGCCAACGCAGGGUGCACCGACAGAGUUGUUCGUGCCAGCCAACAUGGCGCUACCGGCAAAGUCACCACCACCUCAGGGCACGGCGCCGCCGCCAAAGAGGAAGGGCAGAGCACAUCAUGUCGCUAGCCCUGCGGGUGGUGGUGGCGGUGGCUUGGACGACUACUUCAAGGAGGGAGAGCAGAAGAGUCUGGAGCAAGACUAUGCGCCCAAGAAAGGCUCUGGGGUACCACCACCUCCCAAGGCUGGGGGUCCGCCUAGAGGCCCGCCGAAGAGUGGGAGUGCGAGCAGGACAGGCACUCCAGUGCAAGGUGACGGCAAUGCAGAUAGUGCAGCAGACUCAGAAGCAUAA
Messenger RNA from Alternaria conjuncta, 1230 nucleotides. RefSeq lists its product as uncharacterized. Gene Ontology annotation, cellular component: Golgi apparatus. Lineage: Eukaryota; Fungi; Ascomycota; Dothideomycetes; Pleosporales; Pleosporaceae. The record is from RefSeq and is a predicted model, not a curated record. The transcript is spliced from 3 exons. Gene Ontology annotation, biological process: Golgi organization. The coding region runs from base 1 to 1230 and encodes 409 amino acids. Gene Ontology annotation, molecular function: protein binding.